UAUAUAUAUAUAUAUACACACACAUAUAUAUAUAUGAAGUCUGUCCUCCCGGCCCUUACUUUCUAUAGUAAGAAACUGAUCAGUGAAAUAUGCUGGACACCAGGUGCUGUUAGAUGCUGCGUGGUUCACUGAAGCCGCCACAAUGGGAGUGCAGGGCACGGAGGGUUUGCAUGGCUACAUCCGGGUGCUCAGAGAGUUCCUGCCUGCACACUGAGUGUCUGAACAGAGACUAGAAGGAAACCUGACUUGUGAGCUAUUAAUAGUUUUAUUCCAAAUGCAGAAACCAAGCCCAGAGACUUUUGCCCCAGUUCAAGUCUUGCCCUGGAGAUCAGCAGCGUAUUUUCUCCUCAUGCUCCUCUCCCGUAGCUGGAGCUGCCUUGUUGGCCAGAUUUCCCCUCAUUCCCAGGAAUUUAAGGACUCUGGGGAUGAGUAGGCGAUGAAGGGCCUUCUCCGGGUGUCUUGAGGACGACCCUGCAGAGCCGGGAGUCAGGACUCCUGGGUCCUGUUUGCCCUUGACUUGCUGUGUGAGCCCACACAAGUUACUGCUCAUCUCUGUAGCAGAGUCAGAGCUCAGGGCCCCUAACACCUUGCCAGCUCCCUCACUCCUGGCUUCUGUGGUUUCGGGUUCUCCCUCCCUUGGUGGUCACCCCUGCUCAGGCAGCGCACCUCCCUCAUGAAGCCCAGUCAGCCCUGCUGACACUGCAGCACGCCACAGCACGCUUUAUGAAGCGUCCGCCAGGUCUUCAUUGGUCCAGAGGAUAGAGAUGGUGCCCCACCUCCCAGCCUAGGCUAUGUCAUUUUGUGUCAGUCCAUCCACUCAACACAGCAUUUGUGGUUUAGAGCUUGACUCUGGAGCCCAGCUCGCUGGGUUUAUAACUCCUCACGCUGUUCGUUCUUGUGCCCGGGAGGCCCUGGUUUCAGUGCAGGUGGGGCUGCGGAAGGCCUGGGCCCGUGGGCAGGAGGCAGCCGGCGACACCAUGGUGACAGAGCAGGAGGUGGAGGCAAUCGGGCAGACACUGGUAGACCCCCAGCAGCCCCUGCAGGCCCGCUUCCGGGCGCUCUUCACCCUCCGCGGGCUCGGUGGUCCUGGAGCCAUCACCUGGAUCAGCCGGGCCUUUGACGACGACUCUGCCCUGCUCAAGCACGAGUUGGCUUACUGCCUGGGCCAGAUGCAGGACUCCCGGGCCAUUCCCGUGCUGCUGGACGUGCUGCGUGACACCCGCCAGGAGCCCAUGGUGCGCCACGAGGCGGGCGAGGCCCUGGGGGCCAUCGGGAACCCAGACGUCCUGGAAGUCCUGAAGCAGUACUCCAACGACCCUGUCAUCGAGGUGGCCGAGACGUGCCAGCUGGCUGCCCAGCGGCUCGAGUGGCUGCAGCAGCACCGCGGGGAGCCGGCGGUGGCCGGGCCCUACCUGUCCGUGGACCCUGCUCCUCCAGCCGAAGAGCGUGACGUGGGGCGGCUGCGGGGGGUCCUGCUGGACGAAGCCCAGCCACUCUUUGACCGCUAUCGAGCCAUGUUCGCCCUGCGGGAUGCCGGCGGCAAAGAGGCUGCGUUGGCACUGGCCGAGGGCCUGCACUGUGGCAGCGCCCUCUUCCGCCACGAGAUCGGCUACGUCCUGGGCCAGCUGCAGCAUGAGGCGGCCGUGCCCCAGCUGGCAGCGACCCUGGCCCAGCGGGCCGAGAACCCCAUGGUGCGGCACGAGUGCGCUGAGGCCCUGGGAGCCAUCGCCCGGCCCGCCUGCCUGGCCGCCCUGCGGGCCCAUGCGGCCGACCCCGAGCGCGUGGUGCGGGAGAGCUGUGAGGUGGCCCUGGACAUGUAUGAGCAUGAGACCGGGUUGGCCUUCCAGUACGCCGAUGGGCUGGAGCAGCUACGCGCGCCCCGCUCCUAGAGCCGCCUGCCCGCCUGCCUGCCCUGCGGGACUCGGCAUGAGCUGCGUAUAAACCGAGCUUGUGCGGAUUGGGUCUGGCUUCCCCGUCCCCCCAGGGCUGUCUGCUUGGCCUGAUCUGGCUGCUUUUGCAUCCUGACUUCCCCAGGGCCAGGCUGAGGUGUCCUGUGUCCCCCACGGGGGGCCUGGCGCAGGGCUGCAGCACCUGGGUUUCUGGUCACGGGGGUGGGAUGUUGGCACGGGAACGGGGGUCUAAGGGUGCAGGCCAGGGCUAUGCUCAGGGAAGUUGGGGUUGCCUUGACCCUGCCUCUUGAACCAGGGGCGCCCGGAAAGGCGCUGUGGGCAAACCCACGCCCCUUGGGCCUAGCCAGGGGCUGGGGCUCCCAAGGGCUGCCCCUGGGGCCUCUGACUCCCUAGCCCCGGACUAGGCUGGGUGGGAGGGUUGUUAGAGGCUUGGGGGCUGGGGAGGGACAAGCAGACCCUGGGGUCCAAAUGGACUAUUAAAUUAUUUUUGCCAA
Callorhinus ursinus (northern fur seal) is the source of this 2404-nucleotide messenger RNA. It is a transcript of the gene DOHH, whose product is annotated as deoxyhypusine hydroxylase. NCBI's taxonomy places the organism in Eukaryota, Metazoa, Chordata, Mammalia, Carnivora, Otariidae. Gene Ontology annotation, biological process: peptidyl-hypusine biosynthetic process. The record is from RefSeq and is a predicted model, not a curated record. Gene Ontology annotation, molecular function: deoxyhypusine monooxygenase activity.